This is a messenger RNA of Dermacentor andersoni, 1625 nucleotides long. Its product is annotated as mitochondrial ribonuclease P protein 1 homolog. Gene Ontology annotation, cellular component: nucleoplasm; mitochondrion; nucleus. Gene Ontology annotation, biological process: mitochondrial tRNA 5'-end processing; positive regulation of mitochondrial translation. NCBI's taxonomy places the organism in Eukaryota, Metazoa, Arthropoda, Arachnida, Ixodida, Ixodidae. Gene Ontology annotation, molecular function: tRNA binding. The record is from RefSeq and is a predicted model, not a curated record.
GCCAAAUCCAAAAUUACAUGGUCAGCAUGUGCGUUUGCAGUGCCUUGCUCGGCACCUCAUCAGAGUGUGCUUAGUUUAUGAGGGUUACUUUCAAAUGUGGUCUACUUUACUAUUUAUCUGCCAGAAAUCUGACAGCUGUCCGUCACAGCAGAACUCACGGAUCAUGUUUGUGUGCUUUUCGCUCGUUUUGAAAACAGCGUGAUCUGUGUAAAGUGAAGUGCGGAGUAGCGCCAUCGCAAAUCUCGGAAUUUGAUUUGGAAAAGGACACGAAGAUCCUGGUAUAUAGCAUUCAAGAAUCAUGGCUAAGUACCUUUCGAGGAUUUCUGUGCUUUUCACCCGGUGCUGCGCGCCCGCGUGGGGUGUCGGUACUGCGCACUUCGGACAGUGUUUACCGAGCCCUCGAGGGCACUUCAGUGUGAACAGUGUAGCGCCGUUCUCGCUUCGAUCGUUUUCAACUGCAGCAGACGUUUCGAAAGCAACGGACGCUCAAAAUGAGGAACCCGACAAAUCUGCUGCCCCUGUUCAAAACACCGAAAUGACAGUGGACGAUUUCAAGGAGCUCAUAACGAGCGAUGAGACGAGACGACGGAUUCACCUUGUCCUACUCGAGUACGUGAGCUGUCGUGACACUGUGGGACGCGUACCUUCUGUGUUGAGCGUUGAGGACAUGGAGAAGCUGCUCGGUAUCCGUUCUCCCCUGCAAAGGGCGAAGUACUUCAACUACCUGUUCAAGACUGAGAUGGCAACGCGCGCUCUUAAGCGACGCAAGGAACAACGCAGAUUAGAGCGGCUCGCAGCGAAGGAAGAGAAGUUGAAGAAGGCCGCUGAGGACGGCUCGAUUAACCACAUCCAGUACGGCAUCGAGAACACAAUUUUUCUUUUCAUCCGGGAUCAAUCGAUUCACAGGUUUCAGAAUUACAGACAGGCUUAUGCUGCCAUGUUUGGGCAGACAUUGGUGUUUGACCUGGACUACGAGCAGGAAAUGUCAAAUCGCGAGUUGAUCAAUGCUGCUGACCAGCUGCAAGAAGUGUUUGCCGCAAACAGGCUCUCUCCAGAUCCGUUCAAUCUGGUCUUCUGUGGUCUGAAAGGCGAGCAGUACAAGCAUCACGUAUACAAGGCCAUACCUCACUUGGGCAAGCCAAGCUGUCUCAUAACUGUCACAGAGAACAGCUACCUUGACCUGUAUCCAAAGGAAAAGUUGGUCUACCUGACACCUGAUGCAAGGCAGCCGCUCCGCUACAGUGAUGAUGCUAUCUACAUCGUAGGUGCCAUGGUUGACCUCGGCACCCAGAUGCCAUACUCCGUGGCUCGAGCCAAGAGACAAGGAAUCAGUUUUGCUAGGCUUCCUCUGGACGAGUACCUGCAGUGGGGCCAGUCGUCUUCCAAGACGCUCGCUCUGAAUCACAUCACUCGCAUCCUUCUCGACAUGAAAGCCACCAAGGACUGGAAUGAGGCGUUCAAGGCAAUUCCCUCAAGGAAGCUCAAGACUGCUGAACAGCUUAAAGCAGAACAACAGUUCCGGGUCGCCAAAGAACACAAGAAGGAGAGGGUGCUGAAGAAGUUCAACUUGAACAAUAAACAAUAAUCAAGCCUUAAAUAAAAGGUUGUAGAGACAACACAAAAAA